GGAGGGGAGAGACAGAGAAACGCUUUGGCGGCGGCGGCGACGCGCGCACUCAGCCCACCCCCCGCGCCCGCCGCCGCCCGGACAAUAAACAGCCGCGCGCGGGGCGAUGCCCGAGCCGGUGCCUACGCCCCCGCGCCGCGCAUCCCGGGUCUCUAGGCCUUAGCCAGCCCCCCCACCCCCACCCUCCCUCCCCGCCCCUGCGUACCCACCCGCGUUCGCCCCUCUCAGCAUCACGGACCCACUCGGACCUCCGCUGGGGAAAUGGAGGUCCUGGCUGGGGACACCACAUUCCAGCAGGAGCGGCUGCAGGCCAUUGCAGAGAAACGGAAGAAGCAGGCCGAGAUCGAGAACAAGCGGCGGCAACUGGAAGAUGACCGGCGGCAGCUGCAGCACCUGAAGUCCAAGGCAUUGCGGGAACGCUGGCUGCUGGAGGGGACUCCUUCCUCAGCCUCCGAGGGGGACAAGGACAUGAGAAGACAGAUGGAGGAGGACGAGCAGAAGGCCCGGCUCCUGGAGGAGUCCAUCUCCAGGCUGGAGAAGGAGAUCGAGGUGCUGGAUAAUGCAGAUGCACUCCCAGCCACCGCCAGGGAGAACAGGGCAGCGCCGCGUCUGGCCCACAGCCCGGCCCUCAGCCCGGCCAAGGAGACCCAGAAGGCAGAGGUGGUGCAGAAUUCUCAGCAGACCCCGGUGGGCACGCCCAAAGGUACACCCAAAGAGAAGCAAGUCUGCAACACCCCCGUGAGGAUGGUGGAAGGCUCCACCAUGAUGAAGGCAGCCAUGUACUCGGUUGAGAUCACGGUGGAGAAAGACAAGGUGACCGGGGAGACCCGGGUGCUGUCCAGCACCACCUUGCUCCCUCGGGAGCCGCUCCCUCAGGGCGUCAAGGUCUACGAGGACGAGACCAAAGUGGUCCACGCCGUGGACGGCACUGCGAUGAAUGGGAUCCAGCCACUGAGCUCCUCGGAGGUGGAUGAACUCAUCCAUAAGGCAGACGAGGUGACGCUGAGUGAGGCAGCACCCGUGGCUGGGGCAGUGGAGACCAGGGGGACGUCCGAGGAAGCUGCGCAGACCACCACACCCUCCAGACGGGAGAUCACCGGGGUGCAGGCGCAGCCGGGUGAGGCCACGUCUGGCCCACCGGGCAUCCAGCCCGGCCAGGAGCCCCCCGUCACCAUGAUCUUCAUGGGGUACCAGAAUGUGGAGGACGAGGCGGAGACCCAGAAGGUGCUGGGGCUGCAGGACACCAUCACCGCGGAGCUGGUGGUCAUAGAGGAUGAAGCGGGGCCCAAGGAGGCCGCCCCACCCAACGGCAGUGUGGCGGAGCCCCCUGCCCCUGCAGGCUCCAGGGAAGAGAACCAGGUGGGGUCCGAGGCCCCUGCCAGCGACGCCCAGGACCUUGACGUGAAGAAGCAGCGCUGUAAAUGCUGCUCCAUCAUGUGAGCCGCAGGCCCCAGACCCUGGCCCCGCCCUCCACACCAAACACCCACAGCCCGGCGGUGCCUGCCCGCCCUCCACCCACAGUCACAGGCCCCAGGACGUGCCGUGUUGUCACAUCUUCCUCCUGAGUUUUCUUUCACUGGAAAGAGAGGGACAGGGGUCCCGCGCCCAUCACCACCCUGACGUGCCCUAAACUGCUGAGCCGUGCACCUGUACCUGGUAGGGCAGAGACACGGACAGACCCACUUUUCCCAAAACAUGAGGAUCCCCCACAUGUCACGGCAGCUCCACAGACGGGCUUUCACCCACAGGGUUCCUGGCUGGUGGGACCCGGGCCUCCGUGCAGCCCCAGGCAAGCCCACCACCCUCUGGGCCUCCUGCCCAUGCCUUCGUGCCACCUCCAAGGAGGUCUCCAAGGGGACAUCCUGCUGGAGAGGGACUAGGGAGCUGGGAGGUCCCAGGGGCCUUUUCUGUCCCCACUCAACCCCUGGAAGUGGGGUUCCCCAGCCAAGGCACCGGUGUUGGGCUCUUGGGCAGCUGGGGUGAGGCCGCACCUCCUUGGGCAGCCUCAUUCAGGAACCAGGCUCCAGUUCUUAGAACGGAGCAGGGCCCCUCUGGACACCCCAGCCUUCUGUGUCCUUCCCUUUAUGCUCUCUGCGGGCAUGGCCAGUGGAUGAUGGAGCCUAGGAAGGGGGAGCCCAGAGGACACCCCCUCCACUUAGGGGAGUCCGUGACGCCUGUGCUGUCCUCUGGAGGGGGCAGGCGAGGGUCUCUGAGUUGCCCCCUGCACAGAGCGGGGCUGUGCGAGCCACUUCUCGUCUUGAGCUCCCACCCUCACUGGGCCUUCCUUCCUCCUGGUGCUAAUUUGGGGACCCUGGAGGGCCGCCCAGGCCAUUCUCCAGGCUACUUGGGCCAGGGUCCUGGGUCUCCCCAGCCAUACCCCAGAGAUCAGGCCCACUGCCAGCUCUGCUGGGCUUGGCACAUUCUGGGCAGAGGGAGGGCACACGGCCUGGGGCAGGGAGCUUUCCCCUGGGCUGCAGCAGGAGGCCCCCAGUGGCUACCCAGACCCACAUGAGCCUCACCCCUCUUGCUAGAAGGGGUGAGGGGUGAGGGACUCUCAUCCUGUGGGCAGCUGACACCCAGAUGUGCACUCACAUCUCCCAGGUUGCAGCCACACUAGUCCUCAGAGGCACAUUCAUGCCCAUGCUCACAGACCCUCUCCUGUAUGGGCUGUAGGAUGACCAGGCCCCAUCUUGGGCCUCUCUCCUGGGGGCCCCCCGGCCUUGUGCCCAGACUGAGGCCACCCUUUGCCUCAGCAGAGCCAUGCAGGGAUCGCCUGAAACCAGCCUGGCCUGUCUCAGCUCUGCCCCUCAAUGGCGGGAGAAGAGUCCCUCUCUGAGGUGGUUCCCGGCAGUGGCAUGGACCCCCUCCCUCCUCGAGCUGCCAAGUCCUCGAGUUGAGAGCCUCCGCUGAAGUGCCCUUGCUGCCCCCUCUGCUUUUGAUGUGUGACAGGCCCGUGUAAUUGACUUUCCCAGAGAAGCAAAUAAACCCUGUGAACGCCCUG
This is a messenger RNA of Artibeus jamaicensis (Jamaican fruit-eating bat), 3001 nucleotides long. RefSeq names its product paralemmin (gene PALM). Bases 262 to 1440 code for a protein of 392 amino acids. The transcript is spliced from 9 exons. The record is from RefSeq and is a predicted model, not a curated record. NCBI's taxonomy places the organism in Eukaryota, Metazoa, Chordata, Mammalia, Chiroptera, Phyllostomidae. Gene Ontology annotation, cellular component: membrane. Gene Ontology annotation, biological process: negative regulation of adenylate cyclase activity; regulation of cell shape; positive regulation of filopodium assembly.